This is a messenger RNA of Strongyloides ratti, 1719 nucleotides long. RefSeq names its product Gliomedin. The record is from RefSeq and is a predicted model, not a curated record. Gene Ontology annotation, biological process: signal transduction. The transcript is spliced from 4 exons. NCBI's taxonomy places the organism in Eukaryota, Metazoa, Nematoda, Chromadorea, Rhabditida, Strongyloididae. Bases 1 to 1719 code for a protein of 572 amino acids.
AUGAAUACAAUAAUUUCUGAUAGCGGUCAAAAAACUGAUAUUGAAGAUGUUAAUGAAUUUCUUGAAAAUAAUAGAAAAAAAUUUUUAAAACAUCUGGAAUAUUUCCAAUUAUUUAUAUUUUCUAUAUCAAUAAUUUUAUUUUUACAUUCAUAUUAUGAAUUGAAUAAUCUUGAAAAUCGUCUACUUUUUACAGCAAUGAAAAUACAACAUUUUAAAAAAAUAAAACUACAAGAAACUUGGAAUAAAAGAAUAAAAAAAGAAAUAAUUGACAAUAGUAAUAUUGAUCCAAUAGUUUCAAUUGAUCCAGAUAAUCAAAAUUAUAAUUUAACCAAAUCUGAAAUGUGGCUUCAAUCAUUGUCAAAAAUUCGUAUGAAUGAAUUAAUGGAUAAAUGUUUGGAUUUACAUGAGUAUUGUGUUGAUGAAAAUGGAUCAGAAAGAGGGCCUCCAGGUCCUCCUGGUAUACAAGGUAAACCUGGACCACCAGGAAAUCCUGGUCCUCCUGGAAAGGAAGGUCUGUUUGGACUUCCAGGACCUCCUGGUCCAUCUGGUCCACCAGGCCAAAAAGGUAACAAUGCUAUUUGUCCAAAAUGUACAGUAGCAACAGAAUUUGAAAUGACUAGUAAAAAAGAUCAAUGUCCAAAAAUUGAAGAAAUGAAAUGUCCUAAUUAUAACAUUUUUGGAGAUAAAUUUAAAGAUCAAGAAAUGCCUUAUGUUAUUGAGAAGGCUUUACCAAUUAUUGUUGAACGUAUGAUUGAAAAUAUGACAGAAGUUGAAUCAUGCAUGCGUGUUUGUCUAACAAAUAUAACAGAUGAUUGGUUUGUCCAACCAGAAGUUACAGAAACACCAUAUAUUAAAGGAGCAACAGCUCAUUGUUAUUUAGAAGGAGUUGGUCGUCCAGUUUUUCAUGCUCACUCAAAUACAUUUUAUGGUGCGUGGAUGAGAGAUGCAUAUCCAAAGACUGGUAAAGAUUCUGACAAAAGAUGGUUAGCACCACAUUUUCAAGGUGAUGUAUUACAUGAAUACACAUCUGAAAGUGAUUUAAGAAGGCAAAAUAUUGAAGAAAGUCAUAUAUUACCAUAUGUUUAUUCUGGUACAAAUCCUACAUUUUUUAAUGGAAGUUUUUAUUAUCAAAGAGUUGGAUAUCCUUCAAUUAUUAAAUAUGACAUAGCAACAAAACGAUAUAAAGAAUUAUUUAUGGGUGAUCAUGUAUCAUUUCGUAAAAAAAAUUAUCUUUUUAAUCUUCAUAAUAAUUAUUUUGACUUGGCUGUUGAUGAGAAUGCUUUAUGGGUUAUGUUUCAUUAUGAAGAUGAACCAUUUUUAUCCGUAUCUAAAGUUGAUAUUUCAAAUUUAACAAUUUAUCAAACAUGGAAUCUUACAAUGGUUAAUCAUACAGAUGUUGGAAAUGGUUUUGUUGUUUGUGGAGUUUUAUAUUUAGUUAAAAAUACAACUGAUAUUAAAUCAGAAAUAUUUAUUUCUUAUGAUUUUUAUAGAGAUAAAUAUAAAGCUCCAAAUAUUAAGUGGGUGAAUUUGUAUCAAAAUACAAAUAUGAUAUCAUAUAAUCCAUUUGAUAAAAGAAUUUAUAUUUAUGAUCAUGGUUAUUUACUAACUGUACCUGCAAGAAUUCAUUGGAGAGCAAAAAGAAAUACUAAUGAGGAGAACACGGAUGAGUUAUUAUAUGAAAUUGAUGACAUGAAAGAAAAUUUUUACACAAAUGUUUAA